This is a messenger RNA of Colossoma macropomum (tambaqui), 4716 nucleotides long. It is a transcript of the gene prodha, whose product is annotated as proline dehydrogenase (oxidase) 1a. Lineage: Eukaryota; Metazoa; Chordata; Actinopteri; Characiformes; Serrasalmidae. The transcript is spliced from 14 exons. The record is from RefSeq and is a predicted model, not a curated record. Bases 98 to 1954 code for a protein of 618 amino acids. Gene Ontology annotation, molecular function: FAD binding; proline dehydrogenase activity. Gene Ontology annotation, cellular component: mitochondrion.
UUCCCGCCCAGACGGACAGACUGACAGACUCUCCCGGAGCGGCUCUUCUCGGUAUUUACCUCAGAACUCCCCUCAGAGUCCCGGUGUCCCGGUCAGGAUGUCCUACUCCAGAGUUUUACCGGCUCUCGCCCGCCUGAAGCCCGACAGGCUGAUCCGUAUGAGACGGUCCCGCUCGACGGUGGCCUCGAGCCGAGCCCAGGAGAAGAACGAGGAGGCGCAGCUGGAGCCCGGGUGCACGCUCGUGGAGAAGCCGUGCGAUGUGGACCUGAUAGCCGCCCACCCGGACAGGACCACCAAGAUCUGCGUGGACUUCGACAACACGCGCGAGGCGUACAAGAGCAAAGACACGCUGGAGCUGCUCCGCAGCCUGCUGGUCUUCAGGCUCUGCGCCUUCGACUUUCUCGUCGACAGGAACAAGGAGCUGCUGGACCUGAGUAAGAAGGUCCUGGGUCAGAGCGCGUUCGAGAAGCUGAUGAAGAUGACGUUCUACGGGCAGUUUGUGGCGGGAGAAGAUCAGGACUCCAUUAAGCCCCUGAUGGCAAAAAACCAGGCUUUCGGCGUCGGCUCGGUUCUGGACUACAGCGUGGAGGAAGACCUCACGCAGGAGGAGGCGGAGAAAAAGGAGAUGGACUCCUGCUUAUCAGAGGCUGAAAAGGAAAGUCAUGGUAUUGAUCACCGUGAGAAGAAGUACAAAGCACACCGGCAGUUCGGGGACCGGCGAGGGGGCGUGAUCAGCGCACGCACAUAUUUCUACGCCGACGAGGCCAAAUGUGACUGUCACAUGGAGACCUUCAUCAAAUGCAUCAAGGCGUCCGCCGGCAGCUCAGUGGACGGAUUCUCAGCCAUUAAGAUGACUGCUUUGGGUCGGCCUCAGUUCCUGCUGCAGUUCUCAGAGGUGCUGGUGAAAUGGAGAAGGUUUUUCAACCUGCUUGCCGCGCAGCAGGGGAAGGACGGCAUGGCUGUGCUGGAGCAGAAACUCGAGUUAGAGCAGCUUCAGGACAGUUUGGCCAAACUGGGCGUGGGAGCCAAGCAGGACAUUGAGAACUGGUUCACUGGAGAGAAACUGGGCUCGUCCGGGACUAUCGACUUGCUGGACUGGAACAGCCUCAUCAAUGACAGAACGAAGAUCUCCAACCUGCUUGUGGUGCCCAAUGUGGAGACGGGUCACCUGGAGCCUCUGUUGAGCCGAUUCACUGACGAAGAGGAGCGGCAGAUGAAGAGGAUGCUACAGCGGAUGGACGUUCUGGCCAAGCAUGCCGUUGAGAACGGCGUGAGGCUGAUGGUGGACGCCGAGCAGACGUAUUUCCAGCCAGCGAUCAGCAGACUGACCCUGGAGAUGCAGAGAAUCUUCAACAAACAAAAACCCAUCAUCUUCAACACUUAUCAGUGCUACCUGAAGGAGGCCUAUGAUAACGUGAGCGUGGACGUGGAGCUGUCCCGCCGCGAGAGCUGGUGCUUUGGGGCCAAGCUGGUCCGUGGGGCUUACAUGCACCAGGAGAGACAGAGAGCGGCCGAGAUCGGCUACGAGGAUCCCAUCAACCCCGACUACGAGUCCACCAACAGGAUGUACCACAGGUGUCUGGAAUAUAUCCUGGAGGAGAUCAACCACAACAGGAAGACUAACGUCAUGGUGGCAUCGCACAACGAGGACACUGUCAAAUUCACACUGGAAAAGAUGAAUGAGAUGGCACUCUCUCCCACGGAGAAUAAUGUCUGCUUCGGCCAGCUGUUGGGCAUGUGUGACCAGAUCAGCUUCCCUCUGGGUCAGGCUGGGUUCCCUGUGUACAAAUAUGUUCCGUACGGUCCAGUAAAUGAGGUUAUCCCAUACCUGUGUCGCCGGGCACAGGAGAACCGCGGCAUCAUGAAGGGCUCACAGAGAGAGCGCAGCCUGCUGUACAAGGAGCUCAAACGGCGCAUCUGCGAGGGACAGCUGCUCUACAAGCCAGCCUGCUGAAGAGCUGUUAUAGAUCUGCCUGCUACAUACCAGUCUUCUCUCACAGACUGCUCAACUGAGGAACUCCUGCAGAUCGGGUCUCCCAUUAUAGACCAGUCUACUAUAGACCCGUCUUCAAUUAUAGAUUUGCAACUAUAGCUGCUGUGUAGACAAGUCUACUAUAGACCAUUCUUUUGCAGACCUGUCUAUUAUAGACCUGUUUUCUAUUACAGACCUGCCUACUAUAGACCGUUCUUCUAUUGCAGACCUGUCUACUAUAGACCUCUCAUCUAUUAUAGACCUGUCAUCUAUUAUAGACCUGUCUACUAUAGACCGUUCUUCUAUUGCAGACCUGUCUACUAUAGACCUCUCAUCUAUUAUAGACCUGUCGUCUGUUAUAGACCUGUCUACUAUAGACCUGUCUACUAUAGACCAUUCUUCUAUUGCAGACCUGUCUACUAUAGACCGCUCAUGUAUUAUAGACCUGUCGUCUAUUAUGGACCUGUCUACUAUAGACCAUUCUUCUAUUGCAGACCUGUCUACUAUAGACCUCUCAUGUAUUAUAGACCUGUCGUCUAUUAUGGACCUGUCUACUAUAGACCAUUCUUCUAUUGCAGACCUGUCUACUAUAGACCUCUCAUCUACUAUAGACUUGUCUACUAUAGACCAUUCUUCUAGUGCAGACCUGUCUACUAUAGACCUCUCAUCUACUAUAGACUUGUCUACUAUAGACCUAUCUUCUAUUGCAGACCUGUCUACUAUAGACCUCUCAUCUAUUAUAGACCUGUCGUCUAUUAUGGACCUGUCUACUAUAGACCAUUCUUCUAUUGCAGACCUGUCUACUAUAGACCUGUCGUCUAUUAUGGACCUGUCUACUAUAGACCAUUCUUCUAUUGCAGACCUGUCUACUAUAGACCUCUCAUGUAUUAUAGACUUGUCUACUAUAGACCCAUCUUCUAUUGCAGACCUGUCUACUAUAGACCAGCGUUCUAUUGUGGACCUGUCUAUUAUAGACCUGUCUUCUGUUAUAGACCUGUCUACUAUAGACCAUUCUUCUAUUGUAGACCUCUCUACUGUAGACAAGUCCUCUGUUGAAGACCAGUCUGCUAUAGGCUAGUCUUGUAUUAUAGAAUGUAUUUGAGGUUUGCUUAUUAAUUACAAUUACAGCACAAGACAGUUGAAGGCCAGCUGUUGGAAUGAAAACCUAGAGCCACGUCCUUUGUAGCACAGCCAUGCUGUGCAGUCUUAAUGCUUUUUAUGGAACGUGGCUCCUGGCAGUCUCCUUGUGUCUGUUACUGUGGUCAAACUGUUCAUCACACGUGUGCAGACUGUAUUGAACACAGGGGGUAAAACACUCCACUGUAAACAUGAAGGUAGAGUGUUGGACAGCCAUGUAUUCAAGCUAACAGUGUUUCUACCUGAUUGCUCUGGGAGAAAUGAAUGAGUGAUUUGCAAAUCAACACUGGUACAGUUAAAGCCUGGGGCGCAGCUAUUAGAGCCUUUAAUGCAGCGUCCCAGCCCUGAAGGGUCAGUGCUGGGACAGUGCCUAACACGAGGCAGUUGAGGCUCAUCACUACUGUGCCUUAAAAACACAGACCUCAUUUUCUACCGGCCUUAAAUUGCCGUUUGAAAGCCAUAAGUAGCGCGAAACUGAUGCAGAGAUCAGCUUAAACUUAACUACUGAUUUUUAAAUGGUUCAGAUGUAAACAGAGUCAUUCAGAGUGGUUUGGUGUGAAACGCUCAGUUCUAGAGAAACUUACAGAGUCAGAACUGUUCACAGUGGUGGUGAUAGGAACCAGACGUCCACCUCUAAAAGCUCCAUCACAGAGAGUUAUUAAUACGCUUCCUGGUGGAGGGAUACAUGCAGAGUGUUGUGAGGCAAAGUAGUCCCCAAAGAAAACACAUCUUUUCAGAUUUAUGACUAUUUCACCAUCAUCUACAUUCCAUAUAAACUCAGAAGACUCGUGUAGGUUCACUGGUGGUUUUGGACAGUAAUUAAAAUGUCUUGUAGUCAUGGCGACCCCUGGUUCCUAUCACCACCACUGUAAAGACAUCUGAACCAUUUCACACCAAACCACUCUGAACGACUCUGCUUUCAUCUCAACCACUAAAUUUUAGACAUUUUGAAAAAUCCGUGCUUUUUUGUGCCUUUUCAGUCUCCAUACUUGACCUCUGAAGUGCUUAGAUUCAUACUGGAAUGUAGAGAAGCUAGAAAACCUACAUGCCUUCUCAACCAGCCGCUGAGCAUUUAGCGUUUUGUCUUAUUUUGCGUAUUUAUUUCUUUGGUCCUACUUAAGCCUUCCUGAUUUUACAUGCAGUGUUUUAGCAGCUGUUCGUUCUGUUAAAGUGUUUUAAUGGUCGAAUGACUAAACCUAAUGAUAUGUUACUGUAGUUAAUUUGAGAUUUCCUUGAUUGUGAAGCAAUAAUCAUUUAUGAUAAUUCAUUUUUUAGCUGCAUAUAGUUUCUUUUAAAAAGCAUGUAUUAGAAAAGUUUGUUUUUUUAAAUAAUGUUAAUGAAUACAAACAUUGUGGGGAAAGACGAGCAAAGGCGAGGACUUACAUUAAGACUUUAUUUUACUUUCUUUAUUUCAUUUUUUUGAUAUUUUAUUUCUCUGCUGUAGAUACUAAACUCUUUUUUCAGAAUAUUGAGUGUGAGAGAUGCUCAUUUCUAUGUACAGAGCUGUAUUUUGAUCAUUUGUGAUUAACUGUCAUGAAAUUGUUGUAAAAGGGUAUUUCUGUCUGUGUAAACUUAUUCUUAUAAAAUAAAUUAUAUAUAAAAAAGGU